CGCGAGCUUUGAUCGGUGUUUUACACGUGCUUCAUAGCAUGUGCGUUUCUGCCUGGGAUUUUUCUAUGGAAGUCUGUUUUCCUAUAGGGACAUUUGUAUAUUUUUCGAGUUAUGGCCACAAGGAAGCCACUGUUCGACGUAUUUGUUGGUAAUUUGCCUUCGAACGUUACAGAGCAAACACUUGCUCCUUUGUUCACCGAAGUUGGGGAGGUGUGCUCUAUACGUGUAAGGAACUCGAAGAAUGCAGGAAAAGUAGCAUUUGUGCGCUACUUUUUUGAACUGGAUGCUGACGCAGCCGUUGCUAAGCGCAACGGGUACCUAUUUGGAAAUAACCCUCUGGAUGUUCAUAGGAUGCAAAAGAGCACAAGGCUAGAACAAUCGGAAGUGAAUCCUGGGGAAACAGCUGGAAGUAGCAUGGAUCCAAAGAGGAAAGCUAUGGCUCUUUCUGCAAUCCUUGGCGCUGCACAGAGCAAGAAGGGUUUUGCUAAAGAGUCUUCAGACGUCCCUUCUCGUCCAGAAGGGGCAGAAAUAGAGCUACUAAUUUCUGAAGUGAAAGACAUAACAUCCUUCUUUGGGCAGCGACCUUCAGAUUCUGACAAAGCCACUGAACUUGAAUUCCAGUUGGCUGAAAUUUGCCGUACAGCUGUGUCGGAGACAAAUCCAGAACUUGAGAAGGUUUAUGCUGCUAAGUUCUCUGAAGAUGGGCAAUGGUACCGUUGUAAAGUUUUGCAGAAGAUUGACAAUACCAAGAGCUAUAUUCAGUACCUGGACUAUGGUAACUGUGAGGAAAUCAGGCACGGCCCAGACUUGGUGAGCCUUUCUGGUGAACUUGCCCUCAUACCUCCGCUGGUCAUCUUCUGCUGCCUUGAUGGCCUGCAAAGCUUGAGCAAAGAUGAUGAUCCUGCCCUUUAUAACAAGGCACUCAUCUUCAUGAAGGAGUUGCUGAGGGACAAUGUAGUAAAAAUAAAGACAAAGACCACAAUUUCCCAGCAGACCACCAACUUGGUAACAAGUUGCCAUGUUGUCGAUUCUGGUCUGGACGUCUUCGAAGAAUUGCUCAGUCGAAACUAUGCUAAGAAGAUACAGCCAACUAAAGAUGCAGCACCAAUUUGUAGUCCUGGCCUACAACGAACUGAUGAAAAUCCGGCACUUCCAUGUGCAUCAUCAGGUCCUCCAGUAAUAUCACGGUCUCCCAAUUGGAAAGGUCAACAGCAGAUCAGUUGUGCAGAAAACACACACAGCAGAGGCUACCAGCGUACACCUGAGCGUAGCACCUAUCCUUCUCGUGACCACAGCUAUAGCUGUGAUCGUGGCUAUAGCAACGAGCAUGAUUAUCAGCAUGGUUAUGGACGAGGCUUUAAUGGAGAUCGUUUUUACGGUCCUGAUCAGAAUCGCUACUUCUCAACACCAUCAUUUAGACCCAUUUACCCUGGAUGUGAUGGCAUCGAAAAUGGUGGCCGGUUUAGGGCUCCUUUCUACCCACGUGAGCCAGGAACUCUGCAUGGAUCAGGAGGGCAGCCAUGGAUGAUGAACCAGCCUGAACUCCGCAUGGUUCCAGCUCGAAGUAUGCGCCCAGUUGCACCUGGAGGUGGUGAUACUGCCACAGCUGCAGUGAAGCAGCUGAGUGAUGAGCGAAACUUGCUAAGGUCUCAGCUGCAGACUAUGGAGGAUCGAAUCAAGGCUUUAGAAGAACAAAUAGCUGCUAACGACUCUCUUUGCCAAGCCAAAAACAACUCGCUUUCAAAGUUGCCAGAUAUUUUCGUGCUUUUGGAAAAAGUGAAGCUUCAGAGAGAACAGUUCUCAACUGACCCUGAUGUCAAGGACAUGGUUGAAAUGGCUUUGGAUGUCUACAAGACCUGCCGGCAGAUAAAAGAGCCAAAUCGCAACGUGGAUUCUGCAGUCGCUCGCUAUCAAGCAGCUCAGGAGGCCAUCCAAAAGUGCUAUGAUUUGGGCCAGUUGCCAGCACUGAGAGCAGAGCGUGAUGCUGCCUCUGAGGAACUUCGGCAGCAGUUGCAAGCCCACAAAGAGAUAGUAAAAGAUGCUGACCAGGCGAAUAGUCGCAAUCUUCUGCAUAUCAAAGCUGCCUUAGCUGAGCUAAAACGGGCCUAUGGUGAGCUACUGGAGGUUUCUGGAGGUGCCCCAUUGGACAUUGCAGCUGUUCCUUUGACCUUUGAUGAAAUAAGCCAAAGCAUUGCCAAACUGAAGAUGGAAAAAGGGCCAGACUUCCAGAGGCAAAGGCAGAAGACUGAUGCUGCACGUGCUCGUCUCGUAACUGUUCUACAGGAACUGGAACAGGCCCUUCUAUGUGCUAAGGCUGAAUCUGGUGGAAAGCAGUUCUCUGUUAGUUGCAUAGAUGGAUGUGUGGAGGACCUUGAGCACUGUCUCCAGGCAGAGGUGUCUGCAUGUAAUCUGAUAUCCUCUGCCAAUUAUGGGCAUCUUGGCGUUCUGGUUCAGCAGCUGGUGUCAGAACUUCAAGAAACACUAACUCAGGCAUCUGAUGCUGUUCUUGCACAAGAUCGCUAUAGCAGCCUGCUUCAAGAACUUGGCUUGGAUAGUUCACAGCAUGACUCUAGGGAUUGUGAAUACAAAGCCAUGGAAGCCUGCCAGCUGCAGCGCAAGCUGCGUAAACUGAAAUCUGCUUUGCGACAUCGUUUAGCAGACCUAGAAGAUAUUGAGCCCUUUUACGAGUCUGAAAGAGCCAAGGUCACGGCAGAUAUCCAUGCUGUGCGUAUCAAGCUUCAAGGUGUCUUCAUUGAAGAGGAACAGCUUUUGGAUCAAUUGUCUCAGCUGCAGAUCCUGCGGUUUCCUGAAUUGGCACUCCUUUUUCCAGAAUUGGAGUUAACAGAGUAUCAGAGGUUCAACAGCCUUCUGAAAUCACAGUGGGAGCUCAUAGCUUUCGAUACCGAGACCUAUGGACCACAGUUGAAGACAACAUUCUGCGAAGAGGACGUGCUAAUAAUUGAGUAUGCAGUGGAUUUUUCUGGUGACCUGGAUGUACUUCUCAUGAAGAUUACACAGUACAGCUAUGCCCGCUGCAGUCACCUUCUUCCCAUAAGGGCAGUUUUUCUCUCCAAGGACCAGCGCCAUGUGUACAUCAUGGUUCCCUCCGUGGGGAAGCACCUGGUGAACCAUGCCCGACCUGUCCUGCCCCAUCUGACUAUUCUGCACGACAUUCUGAGUGCCCUCCACGUGCUGCACACUCCUUUUGAGAGCAAACCUUCUAUUGGCCAUGGCCGUGUUCAUCCUGCCUGGAUUGUGCUGCCUGCUGAUGGCCAGUCCAUCGUACUUGAUCUGCCAGAUUUCAGCACCUAUAUGCUGAACAAGAGCCACCAGUUGCCUAUCGCUGGAGGGAUUGACUUCACUGCCCCAGAGCUACGCAUCAUGAAUGUCGUGCCACAACCAACACCUGCCAGCGACAUGUUUGCUUUUGGGUGUCUGAUGCUAUGGCUGAUGUUCCCUGAGGCAGUAUUCAAGCAGGGAUGCCUGGAAACCCUUGGACCUGCUGAAGAGGUGCAGAUUCAUAGCCGACAAGAAGCUGCGGUAAUACGUUCCCUGCUGAGAGAAAACCCUGCUGAUCGGCCUACAGCUGCACAGCUUCUUGAAAACCCUGUUUUUGCUGGGUUCAGCAAGGAUCAAAGACCCAGCACUGCUACUUCAGUGGCAGUUAAGGCGAAGUUAACUGUUGCCCAAACUCUCUCCCGACCACUCGAGCACUGAAGUGAUGUGUUGAUUUCCACCAAGUCGUGUUUUGUAUUUUGUAAUGAGAGUGUACAAUUAAAUCUCCAUUACCACUACCUGUCUGUGAUCAGCGCAGUAAUGCGUUUUUAAGCCCAUUUCUUGUCAUUAAUGUACCACAGUCUUUCAAUGCAUCUAUCAUUUGACAUUUUGUCUAAGCAUAUAUAGUAAAAAAAAAAAAGUUUGCAGUUAGCACACACAAAACUUUUAGCUCUCGUAUCCCCAUUGCCUGUUUGGCUUGUUCUUUUUAACCUCCAAACAUCACAUUUAUUUGUUUUUGAGAGCAUUCAAAAUAAAGUUUGCAAUAUGUA
Messenger RNA from Dermacentor albipictus, 4046 nucleotides. Its product is annotated as serine/threonine-protein kinase 31-like. Gene Ontology annotation, biological process: protein phosphorylation. Gene Ontology annotation, molecular function: mRNA binding; protein kinase activity; ATP binding. NCBI's taxonomy places the organism in Eukaryota, Metazoa, Arthropoda, Arachnida, Ixodida, Ixodidae. The record is from RefSeq and is a predicted model, not a curated record. Gene Ontology annotation, cellular component: nucleus.